GCUUUGCCCUCUCUCGGCUAGGCUCCACCCAUUUUUCUCUCCUCCUAGCUCCAGCUCGCUCGCUCUCUCGGGGCCAUGGACUCCGCCGCCCCGCAGCCGCAGCAGCCGUCGGCGGCCGACGACGACGAAACGCGCCGCCGCCGCCGGAGCACCGACUGCAUCUACUACCUCGCCUCCCCGUUGACCUGCAAGAAGGGAAGCGAAUGCGAGUACCGUCACAGUGAUGCUGCCAGGAUGAACCCUAGAGACUGUUGGUAUUGGUUUAAUGGCAACUGCACGAAUCCUAAAUGUUCAUUUAGGCACCCGCCAUUGGACGACCUGCUCGGAGCACCAGCAAAUCCACGGGCAUCUCAACAAGCUGGAUCGCAGGUUCCUGUGCCGGCUCAAGCCCCUGGAUCUAUUCCUGCCAGCAGCACAGCCAAGCCUGGUGUUCCAUGUUAUUACUUUCAGAAAGGCAUGUGUGCAAAAGGAAACAUGUGUGCCUUCUCACAUGUACCACAGGUUGCUGGAAAUCCUGCUUUGCAGCAGUCAGCAAAGGUUUUUGCUCCUGCUUUGCAGCCUCAGCCUCAGUUGAAGAACUCGAAUUCGUGGAUUAAACCACACAAUUCGGCCCAACAGAAUACUACUCGCACCGCACAUGACGAACUUAAUGUCAGUGCUCACAAUGGCAAGCCAGCUCAGAAGCAAAAUCUGACAAGCAGAGCUUAUCACUCGUCAGGAAUUUAUCAGAAUCACAAUAAUUCUUACUUGCUUUCUGGUGCAACAAAGAGUUACCAAACUCAGCCUUCAGUUGAAGAUGACUCCGCUGAGAAUGUUAUGGAGACAGGUGAAUUUGUCAGGGAACCUUCUGCAGGUUCCAGUGUUCUCGUUGGCAGUGUUGAUGAGGAUGCUGAGCGGUCAUUCAAGGAAGAUCACAGCAGUUACCCUCAUACUAGUCUGGAGAAAAACACCGGCAUGCAUAGGCAAACACAUGGUGGCUAUGAAUUAGAAAGGCCACACAGAAGCUCAGCGAAUAGGUUGCUGUCCGAGGGGAGGCUUUCCCAGAGAGAGCCUUUGCCUGCGACUGCAGACAGUUCAGAUUUGCGGCACAGGCUACUGAAGCAAAGAAGGCUCAAUAAUCCAAAAACGACACAGGUUCCCGAUAAGCAGGAUAGCUAUCAUGAGGAGGAACGCCACAACCAUCAUCGUCGUCGAGAGGAAGAGCAGGCUACCCAUAACGGCUUCUCGCGCUCUCGAUUACAUGGUAGAAUAAAACUUCCAGGGGAGUCAUCAUUGGACAGACUUGGGCCACACCCAGAGAAAGAGAGAGGGCCUAGAGCCAGAUUGUCUCCACCGAGGCAAAGAGACCUUCGAGGAUUGUCGCCACCGAAGCAAAGAGACAGCCGAGGGCUGUCGCCACCGAAGCAAAGAGACCGUCGAGGGCUGUCGCCACCGAAGCAAACAGACCUUCGAGGGAAGCUUCAUGAUAGGCUGAAGGCUAGAUCAAAUGAGGAUGUCCCUGGUCAUGUAAGAAGCUCAGUGGUGAAAGCAAAUAGUGAUGAAGAUGCUGGGUCGUUGAACUUUUCUGGUCCAAAGAGCCUUGCAGAGUUGAGAGCAAAGAAGGUUGCUUCUAGCUCAAGGGAACACACUUUGAAGAGCGCUGAUCCUCGCAUUGCAGAGCCAGUUCGUAUGACAUCCGAGAUAGUUGCCAACAGGGACUCACCGUACCCUGUUCCCUUUGACAGUCCAAAGCCAUUAAGUGACAUCCUGAAGAGAAAACGAGAGGCAGCUUCUGCCGAUUCAGGUAGCAUACAGGAAGAACAAGCUGCAGGUGAGGAGGAGGAAUCUCUGAAUAAGUACAGAGCCAUUGAGGAUGAUCUAGUUGUGACAAACACCGAGGGCAAGGAAGAAGAAGCCUUCCACCCCGAAGACGACGUGAUGUACGACGACAGCCUGUCUCCUGCUGAUAACAAUGUUGCAGGAGAUGCAGGUAAAGAAGAGCUGGAGCCAGAGCAAGACCUAGAGACAGCAGAAGAAGAAUACGACUACGAGGCCAACGCCGAGGAUGACAAUGACUACCAGGAGUACGAAGACGACGACGAUUUGGAGGACGAUGACGACUUUGCGCGCAAAGUGGGUGUAUUGAUCUCCUGAGGUGCCCUUUGAUUAACGCAGGGUGUGAUUGGAGCAAAGAGGGGCAGCUAUUAAUUGCUCCCCCGGAAAUCUUGAUCUGUGUUCUUUCCGCUCUAGAUACUUUUUUAGUACACGGUGCCAAAGACUUGGGCUAAUAAAAUGUUUGGAGAAGAUGAAACGAGGGGAGAGUAAAAGUUGGCUCAUGCUAGUUGGGGCAGGAGGGCUAAGCUAGCUACUUGUAUUCAAGACUGUCUGUGUGUGUGCUGAAUGGGUCUCCUGUCCUACCUGUGUUGUAACAUUAUUAUUAGUUGAUGAACAGAUCACAAAUUGUAUUGCAAUUUAUAUAUCUUUAGUGCAUAAGAUGGUUUACAGGUCAAUUUUAUAUACUUUUUAA
This is a messenger RNA of Brachypodium distachyon (stiff brome), 2506 nucleotides long. RefSeq names its product zinc finger CCCH domain-containing protein 19. Gene Ontology annotation, molecular function: metal ion binding. The transcript is spliced from 3 exons. NCBI's taxonomy places the organism in Eukaryota, Viridiplantae, Streptophyta, Magnoliopsida, Poales, Poaceae. The coding region runs from base 76 to 2133 and encodes 685 amino acids. The record is from RefSeq and is a predicted model, not a curated record.